AUGUCCAAGCCAGCUGACCCUGCACCCGAAGUGGUCCGAGAGUACGAGCAUGACGAAGGGGAGGAGAGUGACGAGUAUGAUCUCGAUGAAGAGAAAGACGAGGAGACCGGCGGUUUCGAGGAUGACGUAGAAGACGAGGGCGAUGAAGAGGGCGAAGAAGAGGGCCAGCGGGGGAGCAGCUUGACGGCGCUCCUGCUCGGCGGUAACGGUGAACAGGAUGACGAUGAGGAGGACGAAGAGGAAGAUGAAUAUCAAGAGGCGCCGGAGAAGGUGGCCGUUGGAGAGAAGCGCGCGCGCGAGGCGGAACUGGAGGAAGAGGACGGAGAAGCGAAGAAGGUCAAGGUUUGA
This is a messenger RNA of Peniophora sp. CBMAI 1063, 348 nucleotides long. NCBI's taxonomy places the organism in Eukaryota, Fungi, Basidiomycota, Agaricomycetes, Russulales, Peniophoraceae. The record is from the annotation of a GenBank genome assembly.